CAACACCGCAAUCGUCACCAACCGAAUCACAUCCCACAAACUGCAGAAUCUCCAUCGCUUCCGCCCGCCACAUCCUACCUACAUCAUGGACCAAGCAAAAGAUCUCCUCGAAAUGCCGCGCGAGUUCGUCAAGGACGGCCGCCAAUUUCUCACACGCUGCAGCAAGCCCGAUAAACGCGAAUUCCUGCGCAUCUCGCAAGCAGUGGGCAUGGGUUUCUUGAUCAUGGGUGUGAUAGGAUACAUCGUGAAGCUGAUUCAUAUUCCCGUGAACAACAUCUUGGUCGGAGGCGCAUAGGUGGAUAAGAAAGAGCCAGGAGAUGUGGUUACAAGUGCAGAGGAAGAGAGAGGGCUUGUAUGAAAGAGCAGUGACCGGCGCAGGCGAGUGAAGGAAGCGCCCAUCAACGCGGGCUGGAUAGGUCACUAUGCCAUCGAUACUCCGAAAGCCAUCACAGCGAGGCGUUCAGGAUGGACAGAUAUGAGGGACAGUUGCAUUCAAAAAGUCGACAGUACGUUGGAACGCAUGAACUGUGCUUCUCGAGCAUGGUGUGUAGAAAGUGCUCCAUGCUGCUGCCCUGCGCAGAUAGGAAGAAAUGGAAAGCCCCUGAGAAGGAGGUGUUGGCGCACCAGUCCGCUUUCCUGACAUUCAGCAGAUGCGGGUGGCGCAUACACGAUGACAGUGAGAUCAGGGAGCGUCAAUGUGAACCCGAUGUCCACAUCUUCUGAUUUCCAAGGACGGAAACCUCCAUGUUUCUAUGCGCAUCGGUGCCAUCUCAUGCGUUACCUAAGGCAUUGUGCACCUCAGGAGCGAUCAACGAUUGUAAUGCACCGCAAUUUUCUGGACGCUUGAAGCAGGUGGUUGUAUGUUGAGACUGGAUACUACUUUACCCCGAC
Molecule: messenger RNA, 891 nt
Organism: Sphaerulina musiva SO2202
Lineage: Eukaryota; Fungi; Ascomycota; Dothideomycetes; Mycosphaerellales; Mycosphaerellaceae
Exons: 3
Coding region: 466-723 (85 amino acids)
Source: RefSeq, a predicted model, not a curated record